Messenger RNA from Mangifera indica (mango), 1758 nucleotides. Its product is annotated as mitogen-activated protein kinase kinase 2-like. The record is from RefSeq and is a predicted model, not a curated record. Gene Ontology annotation, cellular component: cytoplasm. The transcript is spliced from 9 exons. Gene Ontology annotation, molecular function: protein serine/threonine kinase activity; ATP binding. Lineage: Eukaryota; Viridiplantae; Streptophyta; Magnoliopsida; Sapindales; Anacardiaceae. Bases 343 to 1416 code for a protein of 357 amino acids. Gene Ontology annotation, biological process: protein phosphorylation.
GGUUAAAGGGAAUCAGUGUUGUUAUUUACAUGUUUUUGAUUGGGGAAGAAAGUCAAGGUAACCAGAGCAUUGGUGGAUUCGGAGGUGAAGAAGGGGCGCGUUUAAAGCAGGGAAAAGUAAACGAAAAGUCUGUCUUCUUCCUUGUAGCAGUCAUGAUGUGACUGGUCUUCAGUCUUCACCAACCAAAACAACACACUUGAUUUAGUCUAACCAAAUUUCUUUAUCAUUUCACACUUACGCUUUCAUAUUUUUUAAUAUAAUUUUUCCCUUUUUAUAACCCUAGACUCAACUCAACACCGGCGCGACUCUGCGUCUUAAGAACUGCCGGGUAAUAUCCAAAUCAUGAAGAAGGGAGGAGGCUUAAACGCUAAUGUCAAGCUCAAGCUGGCUGUUCCUCAUUCCGAUGAAGCCUCCUUCGCCGCCUUCCUAACGAGAAGCGGUACGUUUAUGGACGGCGAUCUGCUCGUUAACAGAGAUGGAGUUCGAAUUGUCCAUCAAAGUCAAAUUGAAGCUCCACCGCCUAUUAAACCAUCUGACAACCAGCUGAAUUUGGAAGAUAUAGACUAUAUCAAAGUUGUUGGAAAGGGGAAUGGUGGAAUGGUGCAAUUGGUGCAACAUAAAUGGACUGGCCAAUUUUUUGCAUUAAAGAGUAUUCAAAUGAAUAUUGAGGAGUCAGCUCGGAGACUGAUUGCACAGGAAUUGAAAAUUAAUCAAUCUUCACAGUGUCCUUAUGUUGUGGUGUGUUACCAAUCUUUCUACAUUAAUGGUACCAUUUCAAUCAUUUUGGAGUAUAUGGAUGGUGGAUCUUUAGCAGAUUUUCUGAAAAUGGUUAAAUCGAUUCCAGAACCGAAUUUAGCUGCCAUCUGUAAGCAGGUGCUUAGGGGUUUGUUGUAUCUUCAUCAUGAAAAACACAUUAUCCACAGGGAUUUAAAGCCUUCUAAUUUGUUGAUAAACCAUAGAGGGGAAGUCAAGAUUACUGAUUUUGGUGUGAGUACAAUAAUGGCAAGCACCUCCGCUCAGGCAAAUACUUUUGUUGGCACUUACAACUAUAUGUCUCCUGAGAGAAUUAGUGGAGGCCAACAUGACUAUAAAAGUGACAUUUGGAGCUUGGGAUUAGUAUUGCUUGAGUGUGCAACUGGUCAGUUUCCAUACUGUCCACAAGAGCAAGAGGAAGGAUGGACUAGUUUCUAUGAGCUUAUGGAAGCUAUUGUUGACCAGCCACCACCAUGUGCACCUUCUGAUCAAUUUUCCCCAGAGUUUUGCUCAUUUAUUUCUGCAUGUUUAAAAAAGGAACCAGGUGACAGACUGUCUGCUCAGGAACUUUUGGCACAUCCCUUCACGAGCAUGUAUGACGACUUGAAUGUAGAUCUGUCCGCAUACUUCACCAAUGCAGGAUCUCCACUUGCAACCCUUUGAAACUUGGGUGGAUUCAAAUGUUGAAUGAGUUCACAUUUUGCAAACUAGCUGGAGACGCAAACUCGAUGUUGAAUAUAGAAACCUGGUGAAAAUAUUAUAUUUGUCUUGGCGGCUGAAUUCUAGUGAUUGUCUGAGCAAGAGCAGCACAAUUUUAUAAGUAUUAACAUUCCAAUGUAGUACCAGAAGCCUUCAACUUGGAGUGAAGGUUCUGCAAACCAGAAUAAUCAGGUUUUAUGAAUUGCAAGAAGUAUGGCUAUGUUGUCAACCACUGUUAUUAACCGUAUGAAUUGAACUCAGAUGGGAAUUUACCGUGUUGUAAUAAUGAACUUUUAUUUUUUUUAA